Prorocentrum cordatum is the source of this 2628-nucleotide messenger RNA. The record is from the annotation of a GenBank genome assembly. Lineage: Eukaryota; Dinophyceae; Prorocentrales; Prorocentraceae.
AUGGCCACGCCAUCAACGACCAGCAGCCUUGGCGACGUCAACAUCAUCGACAACAUGAAGGCCAAAGUCCAGGAGCCCCACCGUGAUGGCGUACGCACCAUCGACUACGUGAAGACUGUGAUCGAAGAGGCCCUCAAGGGCGAUGGCACCACCAUCGACAACGAAAAGGCGAUGGUCCAGGCGCCCACCGGCGAUGGCAUCACCAUCGACUACGUAAAGGCAAAGAUCCAGGAGUCCACCUUCGGCGAUGGCUCACGCACCAUCGACGACCUGAAAGCUAAGAUCCAGGAGACCCCUGUCGGCGUGGAGGUAGACACCGUCGUGGCCGAGGCCGUCAGGCAGUGGAACAGGAAGCAGCACCCCGCCCUGGCUGGCAGCAGCAUCAACGACUACAUCGACGAGGUCAGAGAGCUCGUCGGCACGAUCGCACCGCCGGAGGCCGAGUGGACCUUCGAGAGCCCCAGCCUGCGCCAAGCCUGCCGGUCCAUGGUGGGCACUGCGGCAGGGCCGGCCCAGAUCCCAGCGGCCCUGCUGGCGCGGGCGCCGCGAGUCGCCCUCGAGCUGCUGGGGCGCAUUGGCGAUCUCAUCCGUGACGCAGGGAGGUGGCCGAGCGCUCUGAGGAGCCAGGAGGCGCAGCCCACCAACGCCACCGCUGCCGUGCUUCUCGUCGAUUUCGCCAUCGACAAGGCCUACGAGGACGACACCGGCCUCGUGGUCCGGCAGAGCGACCGAGUUGCGGGAUACGCCAGCGACUCCAUGGUCCCAGAGCGUGGCCUCGCGCAGGGUGACCCAGGUUCGCCGCUCGGGGCUGCCAUCCUUGCCGGGCCGCACGCCAGGCGAUUCGCCGCGGACCACGACAUCAUGUUCACCACGUACGUGGACGACAGGACCAUGAUUGCCGACACCCCGCAGGAUGUGGAGUCGGCCGCCGACGCGCUCGCCUACCUCGACUGGCUCAGCGGGCAGGAGGACCCUGGUAAGUUGGCAGUGGCCGCCGCCAACGUCCAGGGCGGCAACUACCAGAGCUACGUGGACGUUCUCGGCGUCGGUCUGGACCUCUCUGGGGCGAACCCUCCAGAGACUGCCCCGCGGGCCCUGCGCCGGGCCCAGGAGCUGCUCGCGCGGCUCACGAAGAUCAAGCGAGUCAGCCGGGCGGCUCGCCUGCCACGGCGCCGGGUGCGGCAGGUCGUCCUGGCCAACGCGUUGGCAUCUUGCGCUGGGAUGCGCCGUGGUGCGUCCUGCCCGAGAAGACCCUCCGGGCCCUGCGGGCAGCCCUGGAGACAGCCCUCGCGGGGCGGCGCCGGUACGCCUCCAGGAGACACCGAGGGGCCGCUUGGAACGUAUCUCCCAAAGCGUGGAAGAUCGAGCCCAUGGGCGGCGGCCGCGGGCAUGCUCAAACGCACCCUUGGCGGCCCUCCGGAGGCCUUCGUCCGCCAGCGGUGGAGGUCGGCCCAGCCAGCAGCUCGCCCGUCUGCUGGGUGGCUGCUGCGGACCCGCGAGCUCUUGGACUCCAUGGGCUGGCGCACGGCCAGUGACCCAUUCGAGGUGGAGAUCGGCGACCUGACCUUCUCCCUCACGAACACGACCCGCAGUGGGCUCGACCACAUGGUGCGGGAGGCCUGGCGCUCGUGGAUGAUGAAGGCCGGCGAGGCGAAAGGCAGCAGGCAGGACGUGGUCAACAUCCCCGGCCUCGAUGGGAAGGUGCUCCGGGAUCUCCUGGACAGCUACGACAACGGCCCAGAUCACAGCUGGGCCUGGCGGUGCGUCGUCGGGGGCGAGCCCAGCCCAGACCGCCUCCACCACGUCGACAACGCUGUGGCCCAGGACUGCGCCGCGUGCCGCACCAGGGCCACCACGAGACACAUCCUCCGGCAGUGCCCUGCCACCGAAGCAGUCACACACAGUCGUGGCCUACGUCUGCCGGAGCUCGCCCCAGAGCUCCCCGAGCCUGAGCGUUCAGCCCUUCUGCUGAAUGGGUGGAUCCGCGCAGCGUGGGACGUCCCCACCGGCGUGUCCAGCGACAUUCACGCUGCUGCCACCAGGCGGCCGCGCCAGCUUGCCAAGCGCAUUCUCGCAUACAAGUUCGUGGUCCUUCGCGUGUUCUUCCAAUUCUACGUCCUCUUCUCUUCGCUCCUCGACGCCGUCUGCGUGCAGUCGGCGUUACUCUCGGACAGUGGCCGUUCGGCGCCGGUCGAACGGGACAGGACUUCGUGGCGUGGUGUUCUACAUUACGCCCUUGUCUCCGCGAUCCUCGUCGCCUUCUGCGUGCAGUUGGCGCUGCUCAAAGAAAUUUCGGCGACCUUCCAGUCGCUCGAGUCUCCCGGGAAUGGAUCACACACCAUCGACAACGUGAAGGCUAAGAUCCAGGAGUCUGCCUUCGGCGAUGGGCCUACCACCAUCGACGCCGUGAAGGCAAAGAUCCAGGAGUUCAUCGACGCCCAGCUGGAGCGUAGCAAUCAGGCGCAGGAGACCUUCGACAUUGCGGCCGAUAUCCUGGUCAUCAAAUCGGACCCCGAGCUUGCCCAAAAGCUUCACGAUGUUUUUGGCCGCGAUAUCCUCGAGCGCUUCUCCGAGGAGAUCGCCGCGAACCCUGCCGUCGCGGACAGCAUCCUUUUCAGUCACCCGUAG